UGAAUCACAUGUAAAGGGGGCAGUGUUUAGUCUUCAGCGACUCACUUCCAUCCUGACUGGGUGGAACUGCUCUGAACACUAACUGCCUGAUUUCCUGCAACAAUCAAUCCCACUGUUUCUAAUUGGACGUGGUAGCGCCCCCUCCUCCUCUUCCUCUGCUCUCCGGUUUAUUGUCACUGACAUUCGGAUUAUUCCUCACAGCAGCAGCAGCCCGCUCCUCCUCCUCGUCUCCUCCUCCGUCCGACAAUGCGGGCACAAACUAAGGAUUUAUAAUUUCUCCUUCGUUUCCUCCUCGUUUGCACGGUCUUCCAGGAAUGCCACGCCCACAGAUCUGAGCAGCAGAAACCGGAGUAAGGAUAGAUCCCACCCCGACGCCAGCUCCGCCCGUACAGCCCCUCCGUCCGACCCCAAACCUCGACCUCCCCUUCCCCCUCUCGCAGCUCCAGGGCUCUCUGAGGGUUCCUUUCUGGGUUCUCCAAAGGGUUCUCUGUGGUGUUCUGUAGAGCUCCAUACGCCUCGGGGCCUCAGACCUUCAUGCGUCUCCCAGCAGCAGAGUCCACCCACACCUUCACCCACCACACCACCACCUCCUCUACCAUGAGCUGUGAACAGGAGUUUGGAGACGGCGCCAUGGGAGUCACGCUCACACUGCGCCUCCUCAUGCAUGGAAAGGAAGUAGGAAGCAUCAUCGGAAAGAAAGGAGAAACAGUGAAGAGAAUACGAGAAGAGAGCAGCGCAAGGAUCAACAUCUCAGAGGGUUCCUGUCCAGAGAGGAUCAUCACCAUCACAGGGCCGACAGACUGUGUGUUCAGGGCCUUCACCAUGAUCACGUUCAAACUGGAGGAGGACCUGACGGCCUUGGUAGCCAACGGCACGGUGACCAGCAAGCCUCCCGUCACUUUACGGUUGGUCAUCCCAGCGAGCCAGUGCGGUUCCCUCAUCGGCAAAGGCGGGUCUAAGAUCAAGGAGAUCAGAGAGACGACAGGUGCGCAGGUUCAGGUGGCAGGUGACCUCCUCCCCAACUCCACAGAGAGAGAAGUGACGAUAUCAGGGAGCCAGGACGCCAUCAUCCAGUGUGUUAAACUCAUCUGCACUGUAAUCCUCGAGUCUCCACCAAAAGGAGCGACUAUUCCAUACCGACCCAGCCCGACUCCGGGAACUGUACUGCUGGCAGGAAACCAGGUGUUCGAGGCUUCAGACUUUGGCUCUCACCCCCUGUUCUCAGUGGCACAGGGAGGAGUGGACCUGCAGCAAACGUAUGCAGUACAGAGCCACUACGGCAUUCCUCACUCAGAGUUAGCAAAGCUGCACCAGCUGUCGAUGCAGCAGCAAGGCCUGGCCCCCAUCAGCCAGUCAGCUACACAAGUACUGCCUGGAGGGAUGGAGGCUAAUUCCCAAACCACGUCUCAGGAGCUGCUCAUUCCCAACGAUCUGAUUGGCUCAAUCAUCGGCCGCCAGGGCACCAAGAUAAACGAGAUCCGGCAGGUAUCGGGGGCUCAGAUCAAGAUCGGCAGUCAGAUCGACAGCACCAGCGACCGCCACGUCACCAUCAGCGGCACGCCGAUCGCCAUCAACCUGGCUCAGUAUUUAAUCACUUCAUGUUUAGAGACCGCCAAAUCCACCGCCCAGUCCUCCUCCAUGCCGUCUCCCGUUGAUCUGACCAUGAGCUUCACCCAGCCCUCCCCCCCUGUCUCCGCCUCGUCCUCCUCCUCCUCCCCCCUGGCAGCGAUGGGCGCCGCACUGCCCCAUGCUCAAAUCCUGGGCGCUCCCUACGCCUUCCCCCUCUCCAGCCUCCUGGGAGUGAAAUCCAUCCCCUACCUGGCACUCUCCACCCCUCCCGCCUCAGCAGCGGCAGCAGCGGCGGCGGCCGCAGCGGCCAUCGGGGCUCCAGUGCUACCAGCCUCAGUGCAGACGGCAGCGGCGACGGCAGCCGUUCCGGUUCAAGCUCACGCAGCGGCGGCCCUGGCGUCCUACACAGCCAAGAUCUCGUCCUCAACCAAUGGAAUGAAGAAGCCGGAGAGACAGAAGUUUGCGCCGUACUAAACAAAGAGGUAGCUCCUGGCCGGGUUUAGACGUUAAGGGCCGUUUUUGGUUUUUCUUUUAGCACAUUACUCAUUGACUUGUUUGCCUCUCCACCUCUUCCUCUUCUUCUUCUUCUUUUUUUUCCUGACUGCCUAAAAGAAUCAAAGUGGGAUCGUUGGAACAUGAAUGAUGUUGAAUCAUCCAUGGAAGGCGUGCACGGCAGCAAACAAGCUUUUCUCUUUGGCUGCGGGGUUAGUGACGUCAAAAGUUUAAAGCUUGCAGUUUAGCUAACCGUGACUCUGCGCUGUGGUCAUAACCAAACCCUAAAUCAGGGGUACAGCAGGUUCGAGUCUUGGACAAGUUCUUGUUCCAUCACGUCUUCACAUUGCGAGCAGUUCAAAGUGUUUAGUCGGUGCCGGGUCUUUUAUUUUGGACCCAGCUCUUUACCGGCUGUCCUGUGUCCGACUUCCUGCCCUCCUCAUAUGCUUUCUGCAGCUUGAUGUGGCUUCUGUCAAGAAAUAAAAAGACCUGGUGCUAUUCUGAGUGAUGUGGAGCAGAGACCUGCUUCUCGGACACUUGUGAAACACUCCACGGUGGAUUUACUGGGAUUGCAAUCAUUGUCCUGAGUGACCGCAAGUAGCUCUGGUUGCUACCCUGGUAUUGGAACAUUGUGCAACCAGGUUGGGUGUAUUCCCAGGAUAAACCGAUUUGACAAAGUCUUGGAAAUCAAGGGGAAAAAUAACAAUUUUAACACAAGUUUCCUCAAACAGUGUUUCUGGGUUAAAAUCAUUCUGCUGUUUGUGUGGAUCAGCAGCUAUAGACCAAAUAAACAGACCAGUGUAAAGUUAGCUGCAUAACCAAGAACCACGACUGAGGGUCUUAUUUACCGUCAUGAAAGGAUCGGGAGGACGACGGUCUCUCAGCAGAUUUCGCCCAGUUUCCCCAAAGCACUGACGACUUGCAUGUCAGACAGCAUGUUUGUGCAAUUAGACCAAAACCCACUGCCAAACAUGAUGUAUGUGUAAGUUUGCAACCAGUGUCAUGCUACCAAGGUGACAAUGCACCAACAAGAUCACUUUUACAAAUAUAACUGAGCACUAUUGCAAAGGCUAACUCAACUACACCUCGAGCUAAUAGGAAAAAUCCCCAAAACAGAGCUGCACGUUCUCUGUAAAUUCAAAAGUUUCUUAUUGAAUCAUAAACGCUGAAUAAUUAACUCAGAACCUGCUGAGGGACUCUGACAGACUGCAGCGGCUCCAGUCACGGCUUUCAGAAAUCAAAUAAAGGAGGAUUUCUGAUUUUCAUGCAGAUAUCCGUCUCAACUCCACAGAGUGGGAAAUAAAUUAAAGAAAAACAAAUACAGGAUGACGAAUAACACUCUUCACCUUGCUUCUUUAACCUUUUUAUAUACCCAACAGCUUUUUCUUUCUUUGAGUAGCACUUUUAAAAACAAAGUUUCAGAACCUUUGAACACCUCAAAGCGAGGCAUGUAGGACCAGAAUGAAAAACACCAAAAGCAAAAUAGGACAAUCCUGUACAACAGCUCUCUAAGGCUGAUGGCUCACCACGUACAAACGACUCAGGGUCAAUGGCUCCUCAAUACUUCACCUGUCACUCAAACACAGACACAGCUGGAAAAAGUUCAGGAAAAUAAUUUUGCUAUACAGUCAGACAAACCUAUGGAUGCUUUAAUGUCUCUGUCCCAGCCCGGAUCCCGGACAAGCCCCCAAAUGUUAGUUUUCCCAGUGGAAGGAGGAGAGUUGUUAUUUUAAUUGAAAACCAAGCAAAGAUGAGAGAACAGUGCAAACUUUAAAUGUAUCCACUGAUUGUUUGUGGGCACCACUGCAGAAGCAGAACUUUUACUUCAGAUACUUUGGAUGUGAUAAUACUUUAUGGAUUUUGAAAGCGAGACUCUUACUUGGCUUGUCGUUAUUCCACAUCCGACCACAUAAAAACAGCUUUAAGGAUGAUCCAGUCUGCUCCUUGAUGUGGAAGUGUUCUUCUUGUUGUUAAAUAAUUUGAGACAUUAACAGAAAUUCAUCUAUUUGUCUGAUUUUUAAAAUUAAAAGUCAGGAUCAGCAGGUCUGAGUCAUCAUUUUCCAACAAUCCCACUUCUAAAAGUCCACCCCGACUUUAUUUUUCCUCGUGUCUUUUUGCAGCUCGGCCCUUUUCCGAGUUCAGAGGGUUGGUGGGUGUUUGCAGCCGCUGAUAUUUAAGGUAAUUUGGGCCACAAAGCCUGUAAAAGCCAUAGAGACUAUUCUGCUUUCCCCUCCUAGUCUGUGUCCUGCUCUUUUUGUCCCCUGCUCUUCGUCCUAUUGUAUACUCGCAUAUUUAUUAACUAUUGUGGAAUAUUCCCUCAGAGUUUAUAAUCACUGGUCACUAACACUGAGCUGAAAACUCUGCUUUUGUAUACGAUGAUGUCGACUUGUAAAUGACUAUUUUGCGUUUGCUUCCUGUCUGGUUUUUCCUUCAGUAUUUGUUGUGUAGUUUUUUUAAAGACAUACAACAGAUUUAAAAGGGUUCUUUUUUU
Pundamilia nyererei is the source of this 4552-nucleotide messenger RNA. RefSeq names its product poly(rC)-binding protein 4-like. The transcript is spliced from 15 exons. The coding region runs from base 535 to 2043 and encodes 502 amino acids. Lineage: Eukaryota; Metazoa; Chordata; Actinopteri; Cichliformes; Cichlidae. Gene Ontology annotation, molecular function: RNA binding. The record is from RefSeq and is a predicted model, not a curated record.